Messenger RNA from Perognathus longimembris pacificus (Pacific pocket mouse), 2355 nucleotides. It is a transcript of the gene Pp2d1, whose product is annotated as protein phosphatase 2C like domain containing 1. Gene Ontology annotation, molecular function: protein serine/threonine phosphatase activity. Gene Ontology annotation, biological process: protein dephosphorylation. NCBI's taxonomy places the organism in Eukaryota, Metazoa, Chordata, Mammalia, Rodentia, Heteromyidae. The transcript has 3 exons. The coding region runs from base 1 to 2073 and encodes 690 amino acids. The record is from RefSeq and is a predicted model, not a curated record.
AUGAAGCCAAGCAAGCACCUACUCUCUCCAGCACCUUCGAAGUCUGUGUCCUUGGAGCCAUCUCCUAUAUUGCCAACCAUCAUCACAAAUACUCCUGUAGAUGAGGUCCCAGAGGAGGAACAAGAAUUUGAGGAAGACGGAAAUGGUGCUAUAAGUGUUUGCAGAGUGUUUUGCAAAUUUAGAGAAUGGGGUAAAAAAAGUCCUUCUGAGUCAUCUGAGGAGGCUAUUCUUCCUCUACUCACAAAAAUAAAGGAACUUUCAGAAAAGAAAAAGAAAAGGAAAAAGAAACGUCGUCGCAAAAGACCCCAAAUCCCUAAAGACAGCAAAACCUCCAAAGAAGAGCUUGUCCUACCUCAGUUACUCCUAUUACCUUGCUCGGUAUGCAAGGAGGAAAUAGAUAUAGAUGAAAUUUUUCUCCAUAAGAAACAACAUGAAGCUUUGGCUACAUUGGGUUUCCAAUGGAUGGAUAAAACAAAACCACAACCCGUAAUUGUUGCUCUUAAAAGACAGUUUAUAAUUUCUAAGCUCUUCUCAUCGUUUAUGCUCACGGAACAACUCCUACAGUCCAUAAAUAAUGCUACUGAGCUGCUAUUUAAUAAAAAAGUAUCAGGACACUUUAAGAUGUGUGAUGAUGUUGGAAAGAGUUCUGUAUACUCUCAAAAAAACAGCCAUCUAUUAAUUAAAGGGGUAGCCACCUGCGAAGAUAGAAAUUCUUCAUGGAGAUCAGACAUGAAUGACAAGUUCACAAUAGUGAAUGAUUUUGGCAAUAAACCCAACGUGUGUUUUUUUGGUUUGUUUGAUGGUCAUCAUGGGGUCUACUCAGCUGACUUAGCCUCAAAGGAACUUCCAAUUUUAAUUCUCCAUCAGCUUUCCAAAAUCGAUGCUUCCUAUCAGAUGAGCCUAGAACAGCAAAAGUUUAUCCAUUCCUUUCACACUGUGUUCAGAGAAGAAUACAUAACACUUGAAGAACGUUUCUCUUCCUCACACAGCAUGAGAAGAACAGAAAAGCAUGCAUAUGAAAACAUUCAUAAGGCUUUUGCAAAAGCCUUUUGGAGAAUGGAUAGACUUUUACGUCUUGGAAGAAAUGAAGUCUCCCAUGUUCGAUGGAGUGGCUGCUCUGCACUGAUUUGUCUUUUGGAAGGCACCAUUAAAAAUAGCCCUGCUAGUAAGAGCAGGAAAAGAUCCAAGAGCCCUGAGGCAAGCAGCAUUCUUCCCCCAGUGACACCUAACAUAAUUUCUGGAGUAUUACACGUCGCAAAUAUUGGUAAUGUGCAAGCAGUCUUAUGCAGAAAUGGCAAAGGAUUUUGCGUAACCAAGGAACAUACCACGCAGAACAUCAAUGAGAGAACAAGAGUGCUUGAGAGUGGAGCAAUAAUCAGCCCAGAUGAACCAUAUGGGCUCCUAGAGGGACAAGUAAAAACCACACGAGGCUUUGGAUUUCAUGGCAACCUCCAUCUGAAAAAGUUCCUUAUCCCAGCACCUCAAACCAUUUCUGUUCCCAUAGAUGAUUUAUGUCAGUUCCUUGUGUUAGCUACUAAUGGUCUUUGGGAAGCUUUGGAUAAAAAGGAAGUCACUUCACUGAUAAUAACACUGUUUCAGAGGUAUACAGAAGCAUACCAUUUUUUCACACAAAUCAAAUCUUCACCAUCCAAACAGUGUCAGCUUCGUCCCAUCAGUGACACAAAUAUGACUAAAUCAGAAAGCACCAUCCACGUACUAUUUCAGAAUAAGCAGGAAUCUAAAGAACAUGUGUCAGUUACAAAUACAAACAGAAACAAAAAUUCUGGCUCAAAAUUUGCUGAAUACCACUCUUCUAGCCCUAAAAAUGAGGGGACACUUCCAUCAGAGAUGACUAAUCAUGAACUUUUCAGAGAGGAAGAAACUGACAGACCCAACAUUGUAGACAGUGUGCAAGUAAGUAGAAAUGAAUCACAUGCUAAAGAUUUCUAUGAAGGUGCAGCUGAGUACGUCAGCCGUGAACUUGUAAAGGCUGCCUUACAGGCUGGUUCCAGAGACAACAUCACAGUUACGUUAAUAUUUCUCAAUGGAAGUGAGCAUCCACUACUGCCAUAAGAAAUGAAGUUCUAAUUAUCCAGAGCAUCAAAACUAUAAUAGCACAAGACAAUUCUUCCUAGUUAUCAGAAGAAUGUGCAAAAGGAGUAUACUUAAGAGCAAAAGAAAAAUAUAACCGCAGAUUUGGGGUUAUAUAAUACUAUUAAUAGAUGUGCACUGUUUGUAUUAAAAAAGAGAGAAAAACCAGUACUGCUUUUUAUACCACUUUAUUCCAACCUGAGCACCUCAAUAUAAAACUAAACACUGGUGAACUGUUUUCCUUACUAAUUCUCAAUUACUGUA